Messenger RNA from Syngnathoides biaculeatus (alligator pipefish), 5624 nucleotides. It is a transcript of the gene nufip2, whose product is annotated as nuclear FMR1 interacting protein 2. Gene Ontology annotation, cellular component: nucleoplasm; cytoplasmic stress granule. Lineage: Eukaryota; Metazoa; Chordata; Actinopteri; Syngnathiformes; Syngnathidae. The record is from RefSeq and is a predicted model, not a curated record. The coding region runs from base 419 to 2194 and encodes 591 amino acids. The transcript has 4 exons. Gene Ontology annotation, molecular function: RNA binding.
UACUUGAGUAUCUAGAGAGUAUUUUAUGGAAAAAAGGGGGUCCAGUUCACUCCACCGGGACCCUCCACUGAAAUAUGUUGGAGACGUGGCAACGCCUUCCGUCUUAUGAUAUGAACCCAAACAGCAAGCCCCAUCUGAUAUUUCUCAACAAUAUCCCCGUUGCCUUGGAUUCGUGUAAACGACCCAAGUGGUCAUGUCCGCUGUAUAACUUCGCAUAAACACUCAACGUGGAACCCAGUAAGGGCGACAAACCAUUUUUAGACGUUGCCGUUUAAGUGCUGACGUUUCCAGUCCUGAAAUAGCUUCCGUUUUCGCUCUGGCAGUGAUUGGACUGGUCUGUACUUUUUUCGUUUUCCUCCCUCACCCAGGCGAGCUAGCAUAAGCGCCCAGUAAAACAAGUCGCACAUUCUCUACUUCAAUGGAGGCGCAGCCCAAAGAUCGGGCACGGGACAGCGGAAAUCAGCACCGCGGAGACGACGCGAGCCCUUCUCGGUGGAGCGCUUGUGUGAAACAUGACCAGAGCCACUUCCACCAGUGCCAGCAUCAGGAAACGAACGCGAAGAAAACAGGCAACACAAAAGUGAGUGUCUGUGAAGAGGAGGUGCCAAAGAAUACACAUUCGUUGCAUCCCAGCAAUGGAAACAGACAUACAAGUAACGCAAAUGUGAAGCAGAAGUCAGUGCAGCGGCUGUACUCAACGGCUCCAAAAGCGAGCAACAAAGGACUAGACUACAAAAAGGCUACGGACCUUAAAAAUGAUAAGGUUGUUGUUGACUUGAACUGUCGCGAGGAUAAGACUGACUCCGUGUUGGUCCAAAAUGGUGUCAUACACUGCGGCUUGAUUAUAAAUGGCUAUUCGUGCAAAGAAAAUGACUGCACUGGAUACGAGGGUGGAUAUACCAUGCCGAAGAAACGCAAGGCCAGAUGUAGCAACUUGAAGAACACUGACAAUGCAAUGAGAGAGAACGACAUGCAGCAGGGCAACACUACACAUGAGCCCAGGACUUUUGAUACUGAAGCAACCACAAAGGGAGGAACUUCUAGGCUGGACUGCUUAAGAGCUACACACAAAGCAGAGACUCAGACAGCCCCAAGACGGGUGGUGGCGGCCUCUGAGCCCUUCGCGGGGGAGUCUCAGAGGAAGAACUCUGAUGGGAAAACAGUUGGAAAAAAGGCAGAGGAGCGGCACAAAGCCAAGGUUUGCUCACCUUCAAAAGAGGACUCAUGGACUUUGUUCAAGCCCCCUCCAGUGUUUCCUGUGGACAAUAGCAGCGCUAAAAUUGUUCCCAAGAUCAGUUAUGCAAGUAAAGUGAAAGAAAACCUCAAUAAAGUAGCUCAAGGCGGAGGAGAAGCACUGCCUCCACCUGCGAUUCUGUCCCAAGUCCCCAUGUCCGCUAUGAAAACCAUCACGUCAGCUAGCUUGACUAAUGGGCCAGUGUCUGCUAACGGCUGCCCAUCAGUGGGUACCUUCUUUGCUUCUGCUGCUUCAGGAAGUGGUGACAAUGUAGCAUCUCCUUUGGAAAGUAACUGUAGCUCAACAAGCAGCCCGAUUGAGGGAGAGGUGUAUGAACCCAGAAAGUGUUCUCUCUUAAUUUACCCUUUAAAUAUGCAACCCACGCUCCCCAGUGCCCGCCACCUCAACCCGUCGGCUGCUCAGACAAAUCAGAAAGCCUUGGGUGAAAUCUUCCAGAAUAAAUGGGGUCUUUCAUUCAUUAAUGAUCCCAACUUGGGGCCAGAAGACGGAAGCAGGCCGGUGCCCGCUGAGGACAACGCAAGUCUGCACCAGUGUCAGGCCAAAGCUGGCCAUCCGUGCUUCAACGAAGGCCCUUUCUUCUUUGAGCCCGGAACUUUGAGUCAAGACGCAGCGAAAAGUACUUCAAUUAUUUUGCCCGCUUGUUCUCAUCUCUGCGUCUUGGCCGAGGAGGAGAACAGAGACAAGACUUGCGUCGAUUCUGCUUUUAAGGACAAUGGUGCUACGCCUGCACAGGGCUACACAAACACUGUGUUGUUUGGGACGUCGAAAGAACAGGCCUUGUCUAAAGAUGUCUGCAGAAGGUGUAGCUGGGGGUCUUUUGACAUCAAAGCUGCUGUCACUUAUCACACUGAAGAAAUGGAAUACAUUUUCAGCUUGCAAAAACAAUAUCCAAAUCGAGUAUUGGUUUAUGACGAGACCAAGGAUGGACGUGAUCAGUGAAGUGGACGUCAGCAGUACUUGGCUCCAUCUUCUCUGGGUGCUGCGGUGAUUCUCCUUUGGAAAUCCUUAGACUGUGUUGGGGUUGAAGAAGCUGGCCAACUGUGAAAACACUUGCUCGUUUCAGCACGUUAACUUCUUUGAGGGUGUCGGACUAGUAUGCGGACACUCUGGGGGGGGGCACGAUAAAGGAGAUCGACCGGUGCCUCUACAACACGACGAGCGGACGGUCUGCGACCACCGCGGCGGAUGACGUUUGCGAAGAGAAGGUGUCAUGAGCGAACUUCGACGCCUAAAGCCUUUAUUGCGUUCGCCGCACCGGCCGUCCGUCAAACUGCAGAAGAAACACCACUGACGCUUUCAAAUGAGUCCUACGUAAACGUACGCGCACAGGCUGGACCGACUGGAGAACACAGUUUGAAGCGAAUGCCUUCACAUGGCUCAACUUAAUCAAAUUGUCUACAUUAGUGAGAAAGGCCGGAAUCUUGUCUUAAAAAAUCUGCAGGGCAACUCAGAGCAACUCAGAGCAACCCCCCAUUUCACAUGAGCGUCUUCACUUGGAGAGCGCCUUGUCGGGGGCUCUUUACGGGCAAGCUUCAGGUGGUAAUGCAUCCUCAACCAAAUUGCCAAGUUUUCUCGCUCUCUUUCAGUCUGUUUUUAGUUGGAAUGUUCAAGAUUAUUGCUUCCAGGACUCAGUACACUCAUUGUCUUUUUGUGUGUGUCGAUGGCAGGGCGAGGGUCGGAAGUCGACUUUCUCCUGUCAUAAGUAACGUGCGUCGCGCGCUGUUGAACUUUAGCAAACCUGACUCAGCCUUUUCUGUUGUCUUUUCCUGGAUGUUGACCGGUGGAAUUCAUCUACAAAGGUUGCGCUGACGCCUUUUGUCAAGUUGUUAAAAUGUGAAGCUGAGUUGUCGGUCACGUGUCACUGCAGUUAGGUAAUGGCUGCGUUGUUGCAAGAUGGCCAACGUCGAGUGAUCUGAGGCGCUUCUUCAGUUCGGAAGUGUUUUUGCUGAUGUGUUGAAAGCUGUAAUUAAGUCUAGGAAACCCAAAUUUUCCCACUGUGAUGUCAUUUUCAUCACUUUCUCCAAAUCAGUAUUGAUGUAUUGAACAUAAAGGACCUUUUAAGGUUUUCUAAAAGCUAUGGUUUGUUUAAUGUGGAUUGUUAGCACUUUAUGUACACUAAUUGCUUUUUUUGUUAGUUGUAAGAGCUCUAUUGACACAAACUCCUCCCUAAAUGAAAGAAUGGCUCUGGGCUGUUACUUCUCAGAAUAAACAAAAUUAUUAAAUGUAACUCAGGUAGUGUUGAUAAAGCCAUGACUAUGUUCCCUUUUUUUUUUUUUUUGGGGUUUAUUUUUUUUUUUAAUGCCAAAAGACCCAAUGUCCCCCAUGCCCUCUAAUUUGCAAAUGCAGAAUUGGAAUCAAUUUGCAACAUCAUUAAUUAAAGAGGAAUUGACUAAACCUUAGGUUUUGCGGCGGGGUACGGUGUCAUGACGGGUGGGGUGGGGUGGGGUUUACCACUGGACUAAACACCAAAUAUGAGUUUUUAGUGGAAGCCCUUUCGGUGUCAUCGAUCAAGCUGGACUUCAUUUGGGAAAACCUUGAUUUUAAAAGCAUGUAUGUUAUCUGUACUACUUUUUUUUUUUUUUUUUUUUUUUGGUCUUAACAUAUACUGGCCUUUAAUGUGUAAGUUUGUUAGAUCCUUAACUAUUGCUUUUUCUCUCUCUCUCUCACACUAUUUUAUUUUAUUUUUUUCUGUGAGUGAGCACCACUGCUCCCUUUCAAAGUACUGUUCUUGCUGCUGUGGCCUGAUCAGACAUCAUUACACAGGCACCCGAUUUAUUUUAUUUUUUUUCCUUUUCUGCACGUUAACUUGACAUUUUUUUUUUUAAAGCUUUGUUAAAUUCUUUUAUUUUGGCUUCUGUUGCACGUCAGAAUCCUUCCCUGUAAAUUUUUGUGUAACAAAUACAAUGCCGUCAAAAGAAAAAAAAAUGUUUACUCACAUGUCUCCGGGUGGGGGUCAUUUAUGUUGCGCAUUGAUCGCCGCAUGAGGUGACGCUAUCAGGUUAUCUUUGGGCAUCUUUAGGUUUCUGCGAGUCAAAACAGGGUGAUCAAGAAUGAGUAAAUGGCUUGAUUGAUAGUUUUGCAAUGAUUCCCUUUUUUGUGACUACUUUUUUAUUCAUUUUUUUUAAAGGGAUGGGAGUAGAUACUCACCCUCCUUGUCCAAGCACUUACAGGAGUAAAAAUAAAGAAAAGUUUCCUGUGUAGAGUAUCCAUGGAGAGAGUAGAACUAUGAGUAGUGCAGCCUGCAAACCAAAAACAGCUUCUUGUAGUGAUGUGUGUGCGCGUGUGUGUGUUUGUCAGCGUUGUAUUUUCAGGCCUGACCAUGUGGAGUUGAACCCUCCACUUAUCAGGAUGUGAAAUCACCUCCGGGAUGCCGAUGCAGGCUUCGCAUUACCACAGGCAACAUAACCCCUACUCAAUUAUUCCUGUUGUUUAUUAUUAUUAUUAUGCAAGUUCUUCAAAACUGCACCCCCUGUUUAACGUUCAGGUGCCUGUAUGAAAAGAAAUCAACUUUUACAGAAAUUUAGAUUUUUCACAUCUGGUUCCAGUGUAUAUCUGUGCCAAUUUUUUCAUUUUUUUUCUUGCCCCACCACACUCAUUCUUUGCUUAGCUGUUCAAAAAUUUUUUCUAAGGGAUAUGGAUGCUGCUGAAAGCAAUGAGUAUUUUACAUAUUUUGUAGAUAGAAUAAAUUAUGGAGGGCUUGUGUUCGGUUCAUGGGUGAGGGAAUGCCAAACUCAAAUCGAACGUGGAUGUUGUGCGUUCCUUUUUUUUCUUUUUUUUUUGUCAAGUUUGUGCCUGAACUAGGACAUUGCUAAUUUUAACAAGUAAUUUUAACGUUUAAGAGUUUUUAUUUUCAAGCUCUGAACUAACUCAUCUGAAGGUGCACUAAUAGGAUGAGAUUUAAAAGGAAUAAAUGACACCGAAGAUCAAGAUGUUUUUGUUUUUACAUUUCACUUUUUAAAUUUUUUUUUUUUUUUUGCCUGGAGCAACAAUGUUUAUAUGCUGUUUGAAGUCACUAACAGUGGAUUUCGUUAAAUAUGUGGGAAUGAUGGAAACCAACAGCAUCAUGUAGAAUUGUUUUAUUAAUUUCUGGGGAGUGUCAUGAACGUCGCAUUGUCGAUCAUUGAUUCCUCAGUUUUGUCUUGUUCAAUUUUUCUUUUCUUGCUCCUCCCAUCAUGCCCUAAAACCUAAGGCAGGAGAAUUUCUCUCAAAUGUCUUACAUGUUGACAUUUAAGUCUUUAAAAUUGGUUCUCAUUUUGUUUUGGUUUGAACAAAAUGGUUGCCAUUGUUUUAGCAUGACGAUUCCAAACAAUGUUAGAGAAUAAAAAGUAUUCCGAUGUCAAUUUCAGUUUCCAUUAAAAUGUUAAAUUUA